GGAACCAGCGCAGGCCAUCCAAGCCCCGGGAGCCAGCUGACAGCCCGCCAUGGCGGACAGCUUGAGGAGGUUGGUCCGCGCGGAGAGCGGCCGGGUGCUGCAGGAGAAGCUGGAGAACUGGUACCGGAAUUACGAGUUUAAUUCCUGUGAUCAAAAUCUGAACCGAUGCUGUGAAAUAUUAGAACUGAGCUCUGAGAUUCAAGGGCAGCUCUUCGCAAUCCUCAAUGAAACAUCUCGAGAAGGUGGGCAAUAUGCAGGUGUGGAAACAAUCAAAACUCGUCUCCUGCCACGACUAACACCUUGUUUUAGCUGCUCAUCAGGAAGGAUCUUUGAAACCACUCUCACUGAGGAUUUAACUGAGAAAGAGAGGCAGCUGAGAGAGCUGGCCAGCAAUCAGAAUGUUCAACUGCAAGAGCUUCGGAAGGAACUGACUUCAACUCGUCUAAAGCUCAACCGAGUGCAACAAGAUCUGAAGCUUUCCCGUGCCCAAGAGAAGGAUGCCCAGAAGAAGUUAGAUCGUCUGAACGACUAUGAGCAUCAGAUUCAAAUGCUGAAGGAUAAGAUUUCUAGCCUGGGUGCCGAGAGGUCUUUUCACCAAAGCAGGCUUGCACAGAGGCGCUCUCCUUCCCCAAGGCACAGAGAGAACAAGUCACUCAGUCCAUUUCCCCUGAGGAGCCACUCACCUGGCCGAGCCAGGCGCACAAACGCUUCCCGGCGUGCUUGCUUGAUAACUCGCUUUAGUGACAUUUAUGAUCAUAGACGCUUGGACGCAGAGACCUUUUUAAAGGCAUACAUCAGUGACGUGGAGAUGGUACACAGGAUAAUAUACACUGCAGCUGUGGAGUCUUUUCAUGCAGCAAAGAUGGCCUACAGGCAGUUCAAACUACGUGUAACAGAGACUCUGUCUCUCAGUCACACAGGACCUGAAUCACUUGAAGAUACUGUCCUAGAUUAUAUAGUUGACCAUGAGGAUCUGUAUGAUGUUCAAGCCAGUGUCAAUGAAGUAAUUCGCUCCAUGAACAUCAACCCAAAGAUUUCAUUUCCAUCAGAAACUGAUUUCAUUGUGAUCAGCGCUUUGAUUCGAGAGUUGUGCCAUGUGGCUUUUUCAAUGCAGACACUUGUUCCUCCUCUUGAUGUUGCCUUUGGGAUUGAUGGAGAACUUUUCAGUGAGACCAAGUACCAUCGUAGUUUUGACUCUGAUUUUACAGCUGCCUUGGUGGCCUAUCAUGUAUGGCCUGCACUGAUGGAAAAUGAUAUUGUUAUUGUGAAGGGAGAAGCAGUCACUAAGAGAGGAGCUCUGUGGUCUUGCAGAAGUAGAAGCAGAAACACAAACAGAAGCCGAAGCUGCAGUCGAAGCCGUAGCACCAGUCCUCUUCUAGCUCAUCAUUUGUCUCGAAGCCGCAAUCCUUCACCACUGAGGAACAGAUGCCCAAGGUGUUAACUGAAUAUGUUCCUAUGAUGCAGUACAUCCAGAUCCAACAACUUCACUGGUGCCUUCUCUCUUCAAGAAUACCUCAAAUCUCACAAUAAUGUGAACAGCAAUUAUCACUCCAAAUGGAGUUUGUGUUCAGUGUGUUUUUUAGAGUUAUAGGAGGCUUAUUUAUUAUUUUAUAAACUAUUUUAAUGCUUCUGAUAAAAAAAAAAAGGUGCAUGCAGUACAAGAUCAUACAGAUUUGGCAAAAUUUGCAGAGCACUGAGGAACCCACGCUGUAGUUCUGCAUAUGGAGAUAGAAUUACUGCAUCUAGAAUGUUUUAUUAACACAGAUAGCAGAUGAUACGGUUUAUCUUGAUGAAUGUUUAAUAUAGCCUAAAUCAUUGAUGAUCUUAAAGGUCUUUUCCAACCUAGCUGAUUCUGUGAUUCUAUGAAUGUUGCCGUGUUGAAGUUUGAAAACAAUUCCAUUAAUUGGUGCUUAUUUACGAUCGUAGAAAAUAGCAAUAAUCUGAAGAUGUGCCAGUUUCACACAGCAUCCUUUUAAAUAUGUCCUUGCAGGAAACUGGAUUUUCUGACUGCAAUGUGAAAGUUGCACAGAACAGUACUCUAGCAAUCCCUUCAGUUUUACUGACACUUGUUUAUGAAGGCAUGGGAGUGUGCAUUUGGAAAGCCUUGUUAAAUACAUUGUUACAUAGAAAUGGAUAUCAUACAAAUUUAUAGUUUGCAAUUUGAAGUUUUUUGAAAAUGUGCCACUUAUUAUUUGUAAGCUUGAAAUAUUUGCUUGGUUUGGCCUAUUUGGUAUAAAUUUUAUUGGACUUUCAUACCAGAGAUAGAUUAGUAAUUCUUGUGAACAGUGAAAAAAUCUUGUUCAGUUAUAUCAUCCUCUGGGUGCUUAUUACAUUUUAAGUGUGAAAAUGAGACCUGUAUAGAUUUUAUUCUGGCACUUUAAAUAGUUGUGGUUUUCUUUUUCUUCCAUUGUAAAUGUUUGUUUUAAUAUCAGCAUUUUUGUUUUCAAGAGAACUGAUACUGUUUUUCUCAGAGCUUCACCUGUAGGGCCAACUUUAAAUACAAGCCACACAAGUGGCUCUCUGGGGCCUUAUUCUUUUGCACAGAAACAUAGGUUUUGUCAUAACCAAGGUGAUGUGUAAUUCACGAACUCCACUGUCUCAUUCCAGUUAAUAACUGAUGCUUCAAAGGUAUGUGGAGCUUUCCUCAGAUUCAUCUCUGCAGUUUUGGAAUAUGAACAAUCAGAGGAGGACUAUUUAGUCCUUGAAAUAAAGUUACAGGAGCAGAUUUCUGUGAUCCUUUUCAGGGAUCUUAUGCAGAUUUACACAUCCAUGCUCUUUCUCUCUACUUUUUGUGUGGCUUAAGACUUUAGCACGAGGCUUUUUGCACAGGAUCAUAUUUCAGGCAGACUUUAACAUCCGUCCCUAUGAGCCAUGGGUCAGCUGUGACUCUAGCUGUACGGAUGAAUUUUCAUUGGAAUUAAGCCCAUUAGGAACUGAUGAGAGGAAAAUUAGGAAUAAAUUCUUUACUGUGGGGGUGGUGAGGCACUGGAACAGUUUGCCUCAGGAAGUUGUGGGUGUCCCAUCCCUGGAAGUGUUCAAGGCCAGGCUGGAUGGGGCUUUGAGUAACCUGGUCUAGUGGGAAGUGCCUCUGCCCAUGGCAGAGAGGUUGGAGUUGGAUGAUCUUUAAAGUCGAAGCAUCUUCCAACCCAAACCAUUCUGUGGUUCUGUGCCCAUGAGGUCCUGUACAUAAAGAUUCAUUCACAGAGCUGCUGCUUUCAGAAAGGGGACACAAAGGCACAUGCACCUUAUGGUAUACUUUCUUGUUGUCUAACUCAUAAGUGAAAAUGCAAAGCAAUGUAUUUCCUCUUAUAAGAGCCUGAUUGUUGGUCACAGAUAUGGGUCUGAGCUUUGAAGUAAACCUGCAUAUUUCUGCACUGAUCUCAUGACUAAAACCAUCACAGUUCUGGAAAAACUGAUCACCUACAACUUGUGUGGCAACAGAAGAAAAUUUAUAUCCUGAGUAUGGUUUUGAACAGAAAAAUGAAGAAUUUAUCAGAAUUUUAUAAUUGCCAAGGGCUAAGUGGGUGUAGGGUUUUUAAAAAUUACCUUUUGUAUGUUUGUCUUCUGCAUGUAGUUCCAAAGACAUGUCUGUGUAAUGAUUUUGAGUUCGAGUCAGUUUCCAUACCAACUAUAAGAAAACUAAGACUACAUCAAGGCAGUAUGUUUUUCUUGACAAGCAUGAGAGGCAGGGUAGUUCCAGACUUGCACACAGCUGUGAUGCCACUAGGAACUAGUAUUCCUAAAGAUUUAAAAGUGCCAUAAAAGCUGAAUUCUCAGUGCUUGGCAGACCAACUCAUCUUACUUCCCAACAGGUACCUGGAGAACGAGUCAGUUCAUGCUUCAGAGCAGAGCAAACCAUUUUCGGUAAAAUAGGAAGUCACUCCACAACAUGGUAACACUUAAUUGGGUGAACAAACCUUACCAUACUCUGUACUCUGCAGCCCAUAGUCUUUUUAUAGGAAUAUACUGGUUUGUAGUGGUUUCCCUUUGUGGCUUAUAUAGAGCUAAUUAAAUCUAUAGGUCAGAUAGAAGAUUGCUUUUGGUGUCAAGUUAGAUGCUAACAGCUCCUGUGCUUCUUUUUAUCCACACGACAACAGUGCAGAACAUUUAUACCAACAAAGAUUAUAUGGAAUUAACCAGCAAAUGCAAAAUAACUUAUAAAAAGGGGCUUCUGUAAUUGCUUGAAAGACCCUAUAAAAGAAUGGAUCAUGAAUGUGAAACUGAUGAUUGAUAUUUUAGUGAGAGUUUUUAAAACCUUAAGAAUUAUUUUCUUUCUGGGUUUUUUUUUUUUCUUCUCUGUAUCAAAGCCUGGAUAAUACCACAUUGUAAAUACAGCGAAGUAGAAACUGUAAGGGUGGAUUCCAGUAAGUGACAAAUAAAAAAGGCAGCAAAAAACUAUUACAGGAUAGUUUUUGAUCAUGAUAAUGCUGUUCUAAGUGUUAAUUUCAGGAAGAAGAAUGCUAGAUUUUAAGCUAAUUUAAACUCUUUGCAAAUGGACAGAUGGAAGUGAGACUUUUGCACUUCAUAAAAAGCCACCACCUUUGGGCCAGGUGUUCAUGUAGAACAGCACAUUUUUGUGAGGGAUUUUGAGAUUGCUGGAGAAUUUCUCCUGUGUUUAAGCUCUUUGAAGGCUGAUUGUAUCUGUCUCGAUUCAAAGGCUGUCUGAGUCAGUCAAAAUGUGUGGAUGUUUUGUCACCUAUUUCUGGAGAAAAUACAAUGUCAUCAAAAUGUCUUCAGUUGUCUUCAGUGUUUGCAGCUCAAUAAUAGACCCAUGCAGAACUGGCAGAGACUGUGGGUAAACAGUUCAGCUAUUUUUGCUACUGCACAAUGAAGAUUUAAAGUUGGAAUCAAUUUAGAUAGAUUCUUCCAGCAUCCUGAUCAGAGAAAGAAAGUUGGGAGCAGGAGGCUGGUGAAGUUCUCCAAUCUAAUCUCUCCAGCAGUUAGCUUUGGUGCUGAUUCAGUCUUGUAGGAGGCUCUGGAGGUUAGUGGCAAGCUAAACCAAAAAUACUGUAAAGAAAGUAAAUGUGAAGGCAAAAAAAAAAAUCACAGUGUUCCCUGGAAAACAUGUGCCUGUAUUUCUUCCAGGAUUUGAGCCUUUUAACUUUACCUUCGUAUUCUAUGUGCGUACUGCAAAACUUUGUCAUUCUGUAGGAGUGCCAUCAGAAUUAAAUAUUGCCUUUCAGCUUUAUGCAGCCUUUGUCAGCUGAUUGUUAACUACACAAUGAUUUUGUUACUGUAGUAUUAAAUAGUCUAGCUUUAUGUUAAAUAAAAAUCUCUUCAUUAUG
Messenger RNA from Neopsephotus bourkii (Bourke's parrot), 5285 nucleotides. It is a transcript of the gene SPATA18, whose product is annotated as spermatogenesis associated 18. The transcript is spliced from 12 exons. Gene Ontology annotation, cellular component: mitochondrial outer membrane. NCBI's taxonomy places the organism in Eukaryota, Metazoa, Chordata, Aves, Psittaciformes, Psittacidae. Gene Ontology annotation, biological process: mitochondrial protein catabolic process; mitophagy by internal vacuole formation. The record is from RefSeq and is a predicted model, not a curated record. The coding region runs from base 50 to 1441 and encodes 463 amino acids.